AUAAUUUUGGCCCAUUUUAAGUUGUCAGUGUCCCUUUAGCGGCAUUAGCCGGUUAAGAAAGAAAAAUGAGCAGUACAAAAUCAUUAGGCUUAAGACGCCUGUUUAGUUGUUCUCGUAGAAAUUACGCAUCCCAAAGUCAGUCAGCAAAUUAUAACUACUGCCUUGAGCUGGUAAAAAAAAAUGAUUAUGAGAAUUACCUGGCUUGUUUGUUACUUCCUAAAGUUGUCCAUAGAGCAGUAUUUGCUUUGAGAGCUUUUAAUGUGGAGCUGGCUCAGGUUCGUGAUAAUGUUUCAGAGAGGCAAAUCGGACUAAUGAAAAUGAGGUUUUGGAAAGAUACAAUUGAUAAUAUAUUUCAGUCAUCUCAGUCAACUGUACCUCAUACACCAGUAGCUUUUGAAUUGGCAGGGGCCUGUGGUUAUUUCAAGCUCUCUAAACAGUGGCUGCAAAAAAUAAUUGAUGCUAGAACCCAACAGCUGGAGCGUGAUAAUUUUACUACAGUUAAAAGUGUAGAAGAUUAUGCUGAUCAAGUUAAUGCUUCAUUAUAUUUUUUAAUGUUAGAAUGUUUAAGAAUUAAAAACAUUCAUGCUGACCAUGCUGCUAGUCAUUUGGGGAAGGCCCAAGGUCUUGUUACUGUUUUACGUGCAACACCAUACCAUGCUUCCAGACGACAAGUAUUUUUACCAAUGGAAACAUUAGCCAAGCAUAGAGUGUCUCAAGAAGACAUUGUACGUGGAAAGAUUUCUCAACAAGUCAAAGAUGCAGUGUUUGAUGUGGCCAGCAUUGCUAAUCAUCAUCUUACAAAAGCCCGAUCACUGAAAGAUUCAUUACCACCUCAGUCACAACUAGUCUUCUUAAAUGCUAGUGUUUGCGACCAUUACCUGAAAACUCUCCAGAAAGUUGAUUUCAACAUUUUUGAUGGGAAACUGCAGCAAAGAAAUCCAUUGCUGGCCAUGGAGAUGUACUUACACAGGCUCAGAAAAAAGUUUUGA
Messenger RNA from Physella acuta, 989 nucleotides. Its product is annotated as NADH dehydrogenase (ubiquinone) complex I, assembly factor 6. NCBI's taxonomy places the organism in Eukaryota, Metazoa, Mollusca, Gastropoda, Physidae. Gene Ontology annotation, biological process: biosynthetic process. The record is from RefSeq and is a predicted model, not a curated record.